Bacillus rossius redtenbacheri is the source of this 5593-nucleotide messenger RNA. RefSeq lists its product as uncharacterized. The transcript has 3 exons. Gene Ontology annotation, cellular component: plasma membrane; SNARE complex. The record is from RefSeq and is a predicted model, not a curated record. Gene Ontology annotation, molecular function: syntaxin binding; SNAP receptor activity. NCBI's taxonomy places the organism in Eukaryota, Metazoa, Arthropoda, Insecta, Phasmatodea, Bacillidae. Gene Ontology annotation, biological process: synaptic vesicle fusion to presynaptic active zone membrane; synaptic vesicle priming; exocytosis. Bases 449 to 1075 code for a protein of 208 amino acids.
CAUUCGCCAUGUAAUUAGUUUCAAUUCUCUUGUAACACUACCAUUACUUAAGUGCUGUUACUGAAAAUUUAUAACAAUAGCGCUCUCGAAAUUCCAUAUUUUUUUUUUAUUCCAAAAAUCUUGUGAACACUUUUGUGAUAUUUACCGCCCUUUCAAAAGACUUAGUAAAUAUUUGCUGAAAUAGAGCAGUCGUAAUGAGUUUGGAGCGACAGCUCUGAAAUAAUCAACCUUUUGUCGGAACCCCACCCUCGCCGCAGAGCGUCGAGGACUCCUGGGUGCAAUUGAAGCGCCUGCGGUGGAUGACGGAACGAGCGUCGUGCGGCCCGGUGCGGUCCGUGCGACCGGGGACUCCCCGCCCGCCUACGGAACACACUCCUCCCGUCCGGCAACCCCGCGUCACAACACGGCAGCUGUGCUGCGUGGCAUCGUGUAACAGAGCGGAGCCUUCAUGUCCACCAAGUCAACAUCUCCUCCGCGAGGCGGAGACAGCAGACCAGGCGCUACUGGAGCAGAGCUGUGUGCAGGCGGAGACACAGGCCGCAGCGGGCCUGCAGGGAAGGCGACAGCAGACCGGGCGCUGCUGGAGGAGCGACGCCGCCUGGAGCAGAGCUGCCUGGAGACCUCGCGCCGGUGCCUGGGGCUGCUGAGCGCCUCGGAGCAGCUGGGGGCGGCCUCGGCGGCGGGGCUGGGGCGGCAGGGCGGCGUGCUGCGGCGCGCUGAGCGGUGCGUGGACUCAAUCGACGUCGCCCUGAGGCCUGCCGGUGUGCCGGAAACUAGGAGAGGCGGUCACGCCGGGAUGAGCUGGUGGGGCGGCCUCAGGAGCGUGGUGGUCGGCGGCGGGCUAGGUCGCUCCCGCCGGGCGCAGGGCGAGACCCGGCCCGCGACGGCGGCGACCCUGCUGGACCGCCACCUGGACGACAUGCUGGGCUCCGUGGCCUUCCUGAGGGCGCUGGCCGAGGACCUGGGCCGCGAGCUGGACGACCAGGAGCAGCAAGUCGCCCGCCUGGGCCUGGGGGCGGAGCGCGUGGCGGCGACCGUCGAGCGGCGCACCCGCGAGCUAGCCAGGCUCUUGUAGGCCCCGUGCCGCCCUCCCGACCACCUCCUAUCUUCCCAGCCCCUAGGUACGGUUUAUUUGUAUUGCAGCGAAAAUUCUUUGCUGAGGGGGUUUCACAAUUUUCGAGCGUUACGAAAAAUUCCCGAUCUCAUGAGGGGAAUGAAUAGUUGGGCACGUGGUGGGGAUCCCGUUAUACGGGAGGAGACGGUAGAGGGUAGGGGUAGAAAUUACUCAGCAUAAUUGCACCAUCGCAUGCUUUCACACUCGUGCACUUGCAUGCUUGCACACUCGCACUCUUGCAUACUUGCACACUUGCAUACUUGCAUACUUGAAUACUCGCACACUUGCACACUUGUACACUUGCAUACUUGCAUACUUGCAUACUUGCAUACUUACACACUUGAAUACUCGCACACUUGCAUACUUGCAUACUUACACAUUUGAAUACUUACACAUUUGAAUACUUACACAUUUGAAUACUCGCACUCUUGCAUACUUGCACACUUGCAUACUUGCAUACUUGAAUACUCGCACACAUGCUUACUUGCAUACUUACACACUUGAAUACUCGCACACUUGCAUACUUGCAUAAUCGCAUACUUUACACUUUCACACUCGCAUACUUGCGCAAUAGCAUAAUUUAGCGCUCGCAUACUUGCGUAUACAUUUUUUGAUCUGUGACCUCCGACAAUUAUAAUUAUGUUUCCUAUAACUAAUAAUGUAAUAAGUAAGAAGUAUCACUGUCACGUGUCGUCUCCACGCACGCACUCUUUUUUUAAAUUUCUUUUGGUCUUUACCACCAACGACUAUAGCACUCGGUGAACGACACAACCCAGGGAAGUAACAUCGGGAGAGGACUCGUGCCUGGGAAACAGGCGCCAGGAUGGCUGUGAUGGACCCGUGUUCCCGCGGUGUGAGGAGUGCAGUGUGCUACCACUGCGCACCUCGCUCCGUCAGCCUCGCCGAGCCUCCGACAUGCAGUUGCUCGCCCCCAUGUUCCUAUGUUCCAAACACAAACUUACACUGGCCAAACACAUUGACGAAGACCUCACUUAAAUGUCUGACACGCGCCUGCCAAUAGUGUUCAUGGCGAUGUGACGACCCCCUGUCAUUCGCUGAGAUGUAAAUUAGGAAUUCAUACGUAGGCGCUGUGUAACAAUGUGUGUAAACAACGACUCGGGGAUUAGCUGCAACCUCGUUACAGGAUUAGGCCAAUGGAAUGCAGAUUGCAAUGGCUCUGCGUAUGGAGAUUUACCCAACUCUUUCAGGUUUGACGAUGACAAAAAAAAGACACAAGUAUGUUCAUAGUUUUCACACAGUAGCAUUUAUAAUUAAGAACGAUUGAUUUAUGCUGGAGGUACAUUAUAGGAAAUACAAUAUAUUUUACCCAUUUAUUAAAAAAAUAUAUAAGUUAAUAUGUGUUUUAUUGUGAACAAUUCCUGCGUGUUUAAAUUAUAUGUACAUACUCGUAUUUACGAAGUGGUAUAACAGAGUAGGCUACAUAUUAAAAAAAACAACUUUUUAUUACAUAACAUUCAUGAAUAAUAAUUAGCAGGUAUAUGUAAAGUUUGUUUGACGUAGAUAGCACACUGAAUAAUCCAUUUUCUCCUAAAUUGAUUCCAACAAUAUUCAGAAAUCUGUGUUCUUUCAGCUAAUGUACAUUGUUGAAAAUUACGGUAAAUUUAUGGAUUUUUUUAAACGAAGAAGACCCUCAGACAAACAAAGAGCUCUUUGUAAAUUAAAAUAACAGAAUCUCAGUUGAAACUAGAUCGUAUUUCGACUUCCGAGGUGUAUGUUUCGUCCUAAACAACGGUAAACACACACGUGGGCAAAACAACAGUUUUAUUGCUAUAAGCUUAACUUUUUAUUUAUUUUUUAUUAGAUAUUUUUGUAGUAAAUAUACCAAGAAAAAUCUUUUGGAUUCACGUUCAAAGUAUAGUGAACUCAAGUGUCCAUAAAUUUAAGAAGAUGUUUGUAAAUUUACGAAGAUCCCUGGAUGAUUUGUAACCAGUUUCCUUCGCGAAUUUGAAGGUGAAAAUAUUUAACGGUGUGGACACUUCUGGGUCGACUCCUGACAGCCAUCACUUUUUUCAUCACGUGAACUGUCCGGGCUCCAAACUGGACAUGGCCUGUCGCACAUCUGCUCCGGCUGAGAACGGAUUAGAAAAAAAAAACAAGUUUCAUGUUUCGAACACUUCUUGAUGAAAUUCGACACUUAACAAGGACUCGAAAGUGUUGAUAUGAAUGUAAAUACGCUAAAAAAUGAGAGUGAGUCUUUCAGUGAUGUUUAAACAUGUGACCUCGGUAACGAGCAAAUUUAUAAUGUUGCAAAUAAACAUAUAAUACGAAUUUAGGACACGACAUUCAACGUAUAGAGUUCUUCAAAAUAAUGCUGAGCAUGAUGAAUAUUCGAAAAUCGUGUUUGCAACUACAUUUUUUUUUGGAUGCGAAUCACACUCAGUUUUCGCACCCGCCGCUAGAAUUCGCUGCCGAAGCAACUACGCCGACUGUCAAAUGAUUCAAUUUGCAAAGCGAAAUAUUAAACUAUAAAAUGAACCGGCUCCGAUAAAAGCGAAGAGACUUGAAACAAAAUAAUAAAUACAGGCGUGGACCUGAUUUUCGACAAGGGAUUUUAUUAACAUAUUGGUGGAGACCGGAAAAAUUCGCGAAUUCAUUUCGCGAUAGGCUAAAAUAAAAACCGUUAUACCUCAGUGCUGCCUCUGCUAUCGGCUCACAACUCACCUGGAUGACUCUGGGACAAUGAGAAACACCCAACCAAAGCUUUAUCGAAUCACAGGCUGCUACGUUGGGACGUCUCACACGACAGCAGCCAAUGAGUGGGUGGCAUUUGACCGAGUGUACGUAGAACUAUGGAGUUCAUCCUGCAGGUCAUUGAACCCGCGAAUUUUUCCGGUCCUUACAUAUUGCCCAUCUUGUAAAUUAAUUAAAAAGUUAAUACUAUAAAGUUUACAUUUGUAUCUAUGAACUUUGGUUCGCGCCACCCGUCACAGAUGGCAGCACCGUGGUUACACAUUUCCGUUCCACGCAGCUUCCGUUCCAUUCAAGAAAUGAUUUCUACCAAAUGCCGUAUACCGACAACUAAGAUGUUUACAAAUCAACAAAAAUAAAUAUAAAUUCAGCUGUGAUAAAUGUUAAAGGUGUAAAUAAAAAGACCAGACAUAUUCAUUUGGAGCGAUUUAUUUUUCAAAAUAAAAAUCCUUGUGUGCAUUGGAAACAACACAAAUUUCAAGUUCGUUUUUCACAUCACAUUCGUAUUCGUAUAUUGGCUCUUAAGUCUAAUGAAGGGACUGGCAGUGCAGUAGAGAAGAAACAUGUCCCGUAGAAUAUUUUAUAGUCUAUGUGUAAAUAAAUUAUAAAUAAAGUGAAUAUAACACAAUAAAAUUCAACCAAAGGAAACAAGAAACGGAACAAAAGCGUUCCAAAAAAAUAACUUAAUGGAGAUAAUAAAUAAGGAACGCUGUGAUAAAAUACAAGCAGUUUUUAAAAAGGGUUUGUAAUUUUUUUUUUGUGUUUUCGUGAUUUUUUAUUGCUUGCUAUUUUUAACGAAGGAUAGAAAAAACAACCAAAUUUGCCCUUUGAAACUACUCUUAUAAAGUGUGUAGCAUUACAAUAAGACAAAAUUCUCACUGUUUUGCUAAAAGGUCAAACGUUUCGACAAUUAUGUUGAAACUCCAGGAAUGUCUUUUUAAUAUUUCAUUGCUAAUAUAGGUUAGUAAAUUUUCUGACAAUUUUACACUACUGAAAUUUCUAAAAGACAUUUCUAGGGUUUUUCAAAAAAGGUAUAUGUUAGUUUUAAAUUUCAAUUAGAACUGUUUUAUUCCAUGUUCAACAUAUAAUUUAGUACGCUAUACAUUCAUAACAACAAUAACAAUAAUAACGCUAUAUAUUUAUUUGCCACUUAAAAAUAAAUUGUUCGUUCUAUGUUGAUUCAAUAAGUUUCUUAAAAAUAAUAAUUUUUUUAAGCCGAUAUUUUGCUCUCAAAAUAUUUUUUAAUACAUUUUAUUUAGUCCUUUUCUUAGAGUCUGGCAUAGAUUAAAUUACUUACAGCAGCAAGAGAUGAUAAUUUUUAAAAGACCUUUUGCGAGAUAGGUGUCGGAAGACAAUUAAAAUUAAAAACUUAAUAAUCUUAAAAUAUUAAAACAAAAUGAAAAUGUGUGGCAUAAAAAAGUUGUGUGUAGUGCCCACAAAAAUAUUCAAUCAAAUUUCCUGGGAGAAAAGUCAGGCUAUAAUAAAACAGAUUAUGGGUUGUUUAAUUUUUUUUGCGGUUGAAUAAAUAAUCAGCAUGCGCGGAGUAUUUUUUUACUUUACAAACAUUUAAGUGGAAAUUAAUGAUUAUGUUUACAUUAACUGAAAAAAAAAAUAUCAAGGAUUUUAGUUGAAGAAACACCUGGUUUAAGGAACCAUGCCUAUGUGGUUGAAGCCUCACUUCAUGUCUGAAUGUCCACAUGCGACAAGUAAUUUGCUGAGACAAAUCUUCCAGUUCCGCUGUGUGUCGGGGGCUACCGGUUGAGGGAAGCC